This is a messenger RNA of Durio zibethinus, 2567 nucleotides long. RefSeq lists its product as uncharacterized. The record is from RefSeq and is a predicted model, not a curated record. Lineage: Eukaryota; Viridiplantae; Streptophyta; Magnoliopsida; Malvales; Malvaceae.
UCAAUUCCCACCCUAUAAACCUUUUUGUCUAUGGGAAAUCAAUCACAGUACUAGUGUACUACUCUCUAAGAGAAAGGAGAACCCAAGAACGGAGUAAAGUAAAUAAAUAAGGAAAAAAAUCCCCACAACAAAGAUCAAAUUUUCACUCUAGAAACUAGCCGUCAUGAAAAAAAAUGAAAAGAAUGGAUGAAAAAAAAAGAAAACAGUGGUUUUAUAUAAAACCAUUUGAAGGCGAGGGGGAAAGAAAGAGAGAGAAAUGAAAAGGGAGGAAAAAAGUGGAGAAAGUGUAGCAGAAAAGGAGGAAAAUUUGUGUGAAAAGUUGAGCAGGAGGGUAUUAUUGGUAGGGAAUAGGAAAGGAGAGGGUCCCUGUACGCCAAUCCCUUCUUGGAAACUUUACCGCCCUCAGGCUCACCUUCAUCAUAACAACAUCCCUCUUCCUCCUGCUGCCGCUGUUUCUGCAAGAAAGUUAGCUGCUUCCCUCUGGGAGUUUCAUCAAUACCUUGGUCACCAACAACCUAAAAUGCAUAGAGGGGUUAACAACAGUAAUGGCCGGUACCACCAACGCCACCACAACAAUCUUUUAAAGGCCAAAGGCAUUGACUUUUCUCAUUUCUUGGCUGAUCCUUGCCCCAGCUCUGAUCCUGACCAGCCAGAGAGUGCAAGCAGUUUGAGGAGGCAAAUUGCUCAAACACUGUUGAAACACCAUCGAUCGAUUGAAAAAAAUAAUCAUGCCCUACAGCCCGUUUCUCCUGCAAGUUAUGGCAGUUCAAUGGAGGUGGCACCUUACAAUCCUGCAGUCACCCCAAGCAGUUCCUUAGAUUUUAGAGGAAGGAUUGGUGAGUCGCAUUAUAAUCUCAAAACAUCUACAGAACUGCUAAAAGUACUAAACCGUAUUUGGAGCCUGGAAGAACAACAUGCAUCUAAUAUCUCAUUGAUAAAAGCACUAAAGAUGGAACUAGAUCAUGCCCGUGUUAGGAUCAAGGAGUUGGUUCGAGAUCAGCAAGCAGAUCGACACGAAAUUGAUGAUUUAAUGAAGCAGAUUGCUGAAGACAAGUCAGUUAGGAAGAGUAAGGAACAGGACCGGGUUCAUGCUGCCCUACAGUCUGUGAGAGAUGAACUAGAAGAUGAGAGAAAGUUAAGAAAACGUUCAGAGAGCCUACACAGGAAGUUAGCUCGGGAAGUGUCUGAGGCAAAAGCUUCUCUUUCUGAUGCCUUGAAAGAACUUGAAAGGGAAAGGAAAUCAAGGAAGCUUUUGGAAGAUCUUUGUGAUGAGUUUGCAAGGGGAAUAAAAAGCUAUGAACAGGAGGUGCAUACCCUGAGACAGAAAUCUGAUGAAGAUUGGGCAGGAGCGGCUGACCAUGAUCGUUUGAUUCUUCAUAUAUCUGAAUCAUGGCUUGAUGAGCGGAUGCAGAUGAAGCUGGAAGAAGCUCAGUCUGGUUUUGCUGAACAGAAUUCAAUAGUAGACAAAUUAGGCUUUGAAAUAGAGACCUUCCUUCACGCCAAACAGAUUGGUACUUCUGUUUCUAAGCGUUCUGAUUAUUUGUCACGAAGGGAUCCAGGGAAAUCACUUGAAUCUGCCCCUUUAAAUGAGGCUGUAAGUGCCGCUAAAGAUGUUUGUGAUGUGGAAGAUUCUGCCGGCACUGAUUUGAAUUGUUUUGAACUGAAUAAACCAAGCAGUGUUGACAUGAAAUCACAUGAAGAUGAAGAUCCAAAAGGUGAUGUCGGGGAAAUAAUGAAAUCAAAUCAAAUGGAGAAAAAACCAUCAUCUCAUGACAAGAGUAAAAGUCGGCAUCCAUCCAGCUUACAAGUUAAGUUUGAAGAAAAGAUGGCCAGAGCCAUGUGUAACGGAAAUAAAAAGUCCCACUUGGGAGAUUCAGAACGGGAAAAUACUGGUGUAGGGUGCACCACUGAAAUAACAGUUUCACAAGAGCUUGAAAAUGAUGAAGCUACCCUCCAGGGCAGCGAGGGAAGAAAGAAUAAGCUUGAUGAGGUACAAGGACUGAGCUCAAAUUAUGUACUGGAUAACUUGAUAAGAAAUCAUGUAGCAUUGUCAGAACGUGGGAAUAUAAAUCCUGAAAACGACUGUGGUGAGGCUUCUUGUAGUUUCCCUCCAAGGAGGAACCAGCCUAGUCCAGUGCGACGAUGGAUGACGAAAUUCACAUCCCCUGCCCUAGAUGUAUCGGAGUCUUCUACGAAGCAGCCUCCGGCAACGAAGGACAACACUUUGAAGGCCAAGCUUCUUGAAGCAAGGUCGAAAGGGCCACGUUCUCGAUUAAAAAUAUUAAAGAGCAAGUCAUAGCUUAUAGGCUUUUUAGCAACCAGCUGAAAAACCCACAGGAUUGGCAGCUUCUGCGUUGCUUGCAGUCAGGCAAUAUGUUAUGUGAAUAUUGGCCAUCCAUGCACAUUAUUCUAAAUGUUGCUGUGCCAUAAUCUUCAUCUAUAAUUCUAGCAUUCUUUUUUAUGUCUAUAUAUUAGAGUAAUAUCACCACAUAGUUACGAAUCUGAUGAAUUUUGGGUCCAUUACAAUUUUGAGUAACAAAGCCUUUGUAUCACUCCAUUUUUGUUCC